Messenger RNA from Didymosphaeria variabile, 876 nucleotides. It is a transcript of the gene BMT2, whose product is annotated as 25S rRNA (adenine2142-N1)-methyltransferase. Gene Ontology annotation, cellular component: nucleolus. Lineage: Eukaryota; Fungi; Ascomycota; Dothideomycetes; Pleosporales; Didymosphaeriaceae. The record is from RefSeq and is a predicted model, not a curated record. Gene Ontology annotation, molecular function: rRNA (adenine) methyltransferase activity. The transcript has a single exon. The coding region runs from base 1 to 876 and encodes 291 amino acids.
AUGGCGGUCAAAAGGCGUCAAAAGACGUUAUCGCAGGGGCGCCCGCCUACCAGCAAGCCGAAAGAGCGCAUGACCUCCCAGCGAUCUCGAACCAUCAUUCGGACCCAUCAUCGAUUACACAAAGAGCACGCGUCUGCUGUCAAGAAGGGUGAUACGAAGCUCGCAGCAAGUAUUGCCAAAGCCAUUGAAGAAAACGGGGGGCUCGAAGUGUAUCAAGCAGCUAGUAAGCAAGGUCAAUCUAAGGAUCGCGGUGGAGACUCGAGCAAGGUACUCGUCGACUGGUUGCUAGGUGCACAUAUUCUCGACCGCACUAAAAAGGCAGUCAAUGAAGAUGCUGCAGAGUCAAUACUUCGAUGCUUGGAAGUUGGGGCACUUUCAACCAACAACGAAAUUUCAAAAUACCCCAAGAAAAUUGAGAUGACGAGAAUCGAUCUAAACAGCCAAGGGACGGGUAUCGAGAGGCAGGACUUUAUGAAGCGUCCGCUUCCGGCCUCAGCAAGUGACCGUUUCGACAUCGUUUCUCUUUCUUUGGUUCUCAAUUACGUGCCAGACCCAGCUCAGAGAGGCGAAAUGUUAAAGCGCGUAACGCAGUUCUUGCGUCGCACCGACCUACAUCAAAACAUCAACGCGCUCGUCCUUCCUGCUUUGUUUCUCGUCCUGCCGUUACCUUGCGUGGAGAACUCUCGGUAUUUGGAUGAACGGGUGCUCCUUCGUAUCAUGACGAACCUUGGCUUUAGCCUGAUGAACGAGAAGAAAACCCCGAAACUGUGCUACUAUCUUUUUAGCCUAACAGGUGCGAGCAAUUCCACAAAGACCGAAAAGAAGAAAGUGAGGGACGGACCGGCCAUGAACAACUUCUGCGUCAUUGUCGACUAA